Protopolystoma xenopodis is the source of this 564-nucleotide messenger RNA. The record is from the annotation of a GenBank genome assembly. Lineage: Eukaryota; Metazoa; Platyhelminthes; Monogenea; Polystomatidea; Polystomatidae.
AUGUCUAGGCCCGUUUUGCCUAGUACUUUCAUGCCUCAGAUCAUGCCCGGAUAUCCAAACCAAUACAGCGAAAAUAAUAAUGAUGAGUCUUACAAGAAUGCGAGUUGGCUAGAAAGGGCAGGGAGUGUAAAACGUGUGAGAAGACUCAGAAUAAGUUUUCCUCAAGCUGGGAGUAUAGAUAGCAUCCUCGACAAUAAUGAAGAGAGAUAUGUGAACUUGAAGAAGAAUACUUUAGAAAAAAUAAUUGAAGAAGAUGAAAGUGAAGUGAUGGUGGAGGAUACAAGAGAAGAAGCUCUAAAGAAGGACAGUAUGGAGCGACUUUCUAGAAUAAAAAUGGACAAGAGGCAUGAAGAAGAUCUACAGUUUGAACAAAAUAAGUAUUCUGGGUCUAAUUGGAAAGAGGGCGGAGAGGCGAUCGGGUUACUUUGGCCUAUACAUUUAGAGCAAAGAGAAGAAUUCACGCUGCUUGUGAUUGAUCCUCGCCCAUUUCAGCCUCAACCAUUUGGAAUAAACAAUAUUUGGAAGGACUUUGCCAUUGCAUACGCCGGUACACGUAAGUUAUAA